This is a messenger RNA of Colletotrichum scovillei, 381 nucleotides long. RefSeq lists its product as uncharacterized. The transcript has 5 exons. The coding region runs from base 1 to 381 and encodes 126 amino acids. The record is from RefSeq and is a predicted model, not a curated record. NCBI's taxonomy places the organism in Eukaryota, Fungi, Ascomycota, Sordariomycetes, Glomerellales, Glomerellaceae.
AUGGUCGCGGUGCAGGGUAGAGACGGCCUCCAAGGCGGCUCAGUCAGGCCUCAAUUACCUCAGGGUUUCUCAAUAACAAGACCCCGAGAGGGCCCCCAGAACACCUCACCCAUGCAAGAGUGGAAGCAUGAGCUGGAAACCUACUUGUCCGAAAACUUCAGUACCCUGCAGCAGAUUCUCUCCGACACCACGGAUCGUGAUGAGGCUUUCCACAAAUCAUUCGAGUCAACCUUGACUAGCCUCGCAGAGCUCGUUGCGAAGUUGAACGACAAAGUAGAGAGCUUCUACAAGAUAAUGGAGUCUCAGGCGUUUCCUGCGCCCGAGGGCUUGGACGCGGACGGUGUGGAUCUAGGAGACAUGACCAAUCUUGUCAACUUUUAG